AUCACGAUGGAGUGCUCACUCAGAACUGCCACUGUUGAUAAUUUGAAAUUUCAAUUUGUUUGAUUAGACGCAAUGAUUAAGACUAUUAUUAGAUAAAAGAAAAUGAAAAUGGAGAAGUAAAAAUAUACUACUAGCGGUGAAAUAAGAAACCCAACGGUCACUCUCUAGCGCAUUCAAGAGUCAAAACACUUCGAUCUCUCUUUCUCUCCUUCGUUUAUCUCUAUCUCUGAUUCGGAACCCUAAGAAAAUGGUGGAAUCGGAGCUAAGCUAUGAGCAGAUUCGUUUGAAUAGGGUGGAAGAGAACAAGAAGAGAAUGGGGGAGCUUAAUCUCAACAAGCUUGCUCAAUCUCUUCGCGUCUCUUCUUCUCCUAAGCCCUCUCCAUCAAAGACAAGGACGAUGCGUACCCCCGUGGAUUUCUCGGAGAUCAGGAGAUCUAGCCGUGCUAAGGGUCCACCUCCAAGUUACAAAGAGUUUGGGCUAGAACCACUGGAGAGGCCAAGAAGGAGCUGUCAAAGAAGAAAUCUGCUGAACCGGGUAUAUGCUUCGGACGAGGCAAGAAUGUAUGCAAUCGACAGGGCAGAGACGCUUCAGUCAAGCUUAGAUCCAGAAUUCCCUAGCUUUGUCAAACCAAUGCUUCAAUCACACGUCACCGGAGGAUUUUGGAUGGGCUUGCCGCUUCAUUUUUGCAAGACAUAUCUGCCAAAACGUGAUGAAAUGAUGACUUUAGUUGACGAGGAAGAUGAGGAGUUUGUGGCGAAAUACCUUGCGGCGAAGACCGGUCUUAGCGGAGGCUGGAGAGGUUUCUCCAUUGAUCAUCAGUUAGUCGAUGGAGAUGCUGUCGUCUUUCACCUUAUCGCCCCAACAACGUUCAAGGUGUAUAUCAUUAGGGUAAAUGAUGAUGAAAACAAUGAUUCAGAUGGGGAUGAAGAGAAUGAUAUUGAAUCAAACGAGAAACAAGAAGAGAAUGUUUCAGAAGCUAAAUCGUUGCGAAGCAGUGGUAAAAGAAAAAGAGGAGGAAGAAAGUAGAGUUUGAACUUGAAAGGUUGAAUUGUGAUUUCGAAGAAAAGGAAGAAACUAACAAGUUGUUGUAAUGGAGACAAACAUUUGGAUUGGGGUUUAUUUUUGUCUUGUAAUGGAGACAAACAUGGAAACGUUACUUACGGCUAAUA
Molecule: messenger RNA, 1170 nt
Organism: Camelina sativa (false flax)
Lineage: Eukaryota; Viridiplantae; Streptophyta; Magnoliopsida; Brassicales; Brassicaceae
Product: B3 domain-containing protein At3g19184-like
Molecular function (GO): DNA binding
Source: RefSeq, a predicted model, not a curated record